Messenger RNA from Photinus pyralis (common eastern firefly), 965 nucleotides. RefSeq names its product 27 kDa hemolymph protein-like. NCBI's taxonomy places the organism in Eukaryota, Metazoa, Arthropoda, Insecta, Coleoptera, Lampyridae. The coding region runs from base 122 to 880 and encodes 252 amino acids. The record is from RefSeq and is a predicted model, not a curated record. The transcript has 5 exons.
GCGCAGUUAUUUGAAUCAUAUUCUACUGUCUCAAGGUCCGAGCAAACGCUCCCUGCUAUCAUUCAGUAGCACAUACGCAAGAUAUCCAAACCUCUGUUUGUCCGUCAGUAGUUACUCAACCAUGAAAAUAAUUUUCGGGCUACUUUUACUAGUCGCGCUCGCUUCGGGUCAAAACGAAGUUCAAACUAUUGGUGAAAUCCUAAUGGCGAUACUGGAGGCAAUCGCGAAAGUACUAGAAGCUCUAGGUCGCGUCUUUGUACAAAUUCAAAAAGCGAUUAAAGAUGGCUGUGACCGAAACGGGGGUCCUGGUGCCUACGAGAACUUGACCAAAGUCUGGUCGGAAUCGACCGACUUUUAUAACAGUCACUUCGAUGGAUUUCAGCAGGAAGUUGAAGUAGCGAAAAAAGCUGGAAACUUAAGUGCGGUUUUUAAGAAUUACUGUCGCCUAAGUGUUCCACUGAUCCAUCACGUACAACGGUUGUCAGAUGCGACAAGAAAAUGCAGUGGGCCGGAUAACAUACCCAAGAUUCAGCAUUUUCGAAAUAUGGCGGAGAGAGCCAUCCAUUUUGGUUGUGAAAAUGAUGGGGCGCGGAUUGCAUUAUUUGUAGCAGAAGAUGGCUACGAUUGCGUGAUUGGCAAGAAUACUGCUCUGUUGGAAUGUGGAGGAAAUACAAGGUUUGGCGAUCUUGACGCAAUCCAAAGUACAAUCCAAAGCUUUGAGUUCGACAAAGGAGUGUGCGAGGACUAUAAAACAAUCCAGAAGUGCAUGGUUGGGGUACUAGGAGAAUGUAGCAAGAGUGCGCCAGCGAAACUCAUGGAUGAUUUUUUAAAUGAGAUAUUCAGUUCGUCGCCAUGUCUCAAUUUUGCAGAACUAUAUUGACGGAAUAUCACUCCUUAUAUUUUUUUAAAAUAUAUGUAUAAUUUGUUUUGUUUUCCAAUACAUUGCUGGGUUAUUGCUGAAUAAU